Lachancea thermotolerans CBS 6340 is the source of this 420-nucleotide messenger RNA. It is a transcript of the gene SRX1, whose product is annotated as sulfiredoxin. Gene Ontology annotation, biological process: cellular response to oxidative stress. Gene Ontology annotation, cellular component: cytoplasm. Gene Ontology annotation, molecular function: sulfiredoxin activity. The coding region runs from base 1 to 420 and encodes 139 amino acids. The record is from RefSeq and is a predicted model, not a curated record. Lineage: Eukaryota; Fungi; Ascomycota; Saccharomycetes; Saccharomycetales; Saccharomycetaceae. The transcript has a single exon.
AUGUCAAUCCAAACAGGCGGACUCAACAAAAUCAGUGAAAUUCCACUCUCUCAGAUCAGGAGGCCCAUCGCCCCAGUCCUGGACUUCCAGAAAAUCGACGCGAUGGUGUCCACUAUGAAGGGCGUUCCAGAGGCGAGCAAAACCUGCACUAUAGAGGAAGCCUCGAAAAUGGACGGGCAGCUGCCUCCAAUCGACGUUGUGUGCGUCCGGCAUAACGGCCAGAACUUCUACUUUGGCUUCGGGGGCUGCCACCGCUUCCAGGCUUACGAGCGCAUUCGCGACCAAACUGGAAAAGACGUGCUCGUGCGCUGCAAGGUCAUUCCCGCGACGAAGGACCAGCUGAAACUGUACGUGGGAAGCUCGGUGGACGACAUGUUCGGCACCAUCGACAACGAGGCUAGCAGGGAGGCCCGCCAAUGA